Messenger RNA from Haliotis rufescens (red abalone), 5453 nucleotides. Its product is annotated as sonic hedgehog protein A-like. The record is from RefSeq and is a predicted model, not a curated record. The transcript is spliced from 4 exons. Gene Ontology annotation, biological process: regulation of gene expression; smoothened signaling pathway; multicellular organism development. The coding region runs from base 951 to 2198 and encodes 415 amino acids. NCBI's taxonomy places the organism in Eukaryota, Metazoa, Mollusca, Gastropoda, Lepetellida, Haliotidae. Gene Ontology annotation, molecular function: patched binding; calcium ion binding.
GGGUGAAAUGGUGAAAUUUGAAAAGUACACCAAAUACGCAAAUAUCUUACAUAUUAGAAUUUUUUUGGCUUAAAUCGACAGGUUUGAGGACGAUAUAUAAAUGCUCUGUGUGUGUAUAUUUGUAAAUUAAAUCGAGCUAGGGCACCUACCUCCCUACCAACAAACACACAGGCCUCUACACCAUGCAAGAGACGAUCCCGACUAGAUCGAUGGUGGAAUUCGGAAGCUGUCUUGGAUAUACCGUUAAUCGUCCCCUAAAGUGCCCUGGAAAUCUUCUUGCAGAGUCUAUGUUGUCAAGACGGUCAAGACCAGCUGGCUGAUGCACGUCCACUAACAGCCAACUCGACAUGUCAGCUGGGAAUGUCGACCUCCAAAAUGGGACUGGCCAGUUGAAGAUUUGAGUGUAGAAGUCAAUGACGCUAUCCCUUCGCUUGAUUGGACCCUGAGUGUGAGAGCCUCACUGACUGACGAUAACCGACUGAUGGUCUUAAAUCUACCUUGCAUGGACAAUGGUUAUCACACGUUUCCGUGGAGUACAAAUGCAACGAGAUUCCCACAAAAGGGCCGAGCCAUGGGGGUGAACACGGGACGGAUCGACCAAUCACGAGCGAGAAAAGUCUCUGAGGAUAUACACCGCGGAGUGCCAAUCAGUUUUGAAAGGCUGAAUUUACAACUGAGUUUAUUAACCAUGGUUAACCACUACACACUGGUGCUGGAUUUUACUACUGUUAUUAUAAAUGUGUGAGAUAUAACCAUUAGUGUUCAGAGUUGAGCAGAGACACGGACAGCGACAAGUUCAACUCGGAAGACAGGAACCAAACGCUUUCAUAUAUAUAUUUUUAUAUUUCUCUAUGUGAUGUUUCUCAGAUCCUGACGGAUUUUUCAUCAGGGACAGUCUUGGGAGGAGAACGUUUUCCACACGUAUUGGAUUGUUUUCGAGGUUAUAUACCAUGUAUUGUUCCUUGAAGUUGGUACAAGCCGUAGUGAUAAUUCUGCUACUCGUCACCCCGCUGUCCCUUCAGUGUGGACCUGGGAGGGGCUCCGGGAGGAGACGACGACCCAGGAAACUGACCCCCCUAGUUUUUAAACAACAUGUACCUAAUGUCUCCGAAAAUACCAUCGGAGCAAGCGGGUUAAGCGACGGGGCAAUUACAAAAGAAGACCCAAAAUUUAAAGAUUUGGUUUCUAAUGAGAACCCUAAUAUUGAAUUCAAAGAUGAGGAGCGAACGGGGGCAGAUCGCAUGAUGUCGGAGCGGUGUAAAGAAAAGCUGAACAUGUUGGCGAUAUCGGUGAUGAAUCAGUGGCCUGGGGUGAAGCUGCGCGUGACUGAGGCGUGGGAUGAGGAUGGGACUCACUCCAAGGACUCACUGCAUUAUGAAGGCAGAGCCGUAGAUAUCACAACGUCGGAUAAAGACAGAGCCAAAUAUGGUAUGCUCGCGCGCCUCGCUGUGGAAUCAGGAUUUGAUUGGGUCUACUACGAGUCACGGAAUCACAUUCAUUGUUCGGUAAAGUCAGAUUCCUCCGUGGCUAUCAAAAUCGGCGGUUGUUUCCCUGGUUACGGAAUGGUGACAACGCAAAGAGGAACCGUUGCCAUGGACCAUCUGGCAGUGGGAGACAUGGUCCUGGGCGUUGGCAGUGGCGGACAGCUGGAAUUCAGUGAGGUGAUAACGUUCCUAGAUCGCAACAUCGGAGAGACAGCUUUGUUUUAUACCAUAACCACUGAAGAUGGACGAACAAUUACGCUGACAGCGAAACAUUUGAUCUACGUGACCGACUCCAACUGUACAGGGAAUGUGUUCGACAGUAGCGUCGUAGUGUAUGCGGAGACGGUGAAACCAGGCCAGUUUCUUCUGUACGGUAACCAUGACGACAACGUGGAAUAUUUAAAAGCGUCACGUGUUACCAUGGUUACAUCGAGGACUGAAAGGGGAGUGUAUGCACCUCUCACCCAUAGCGGAACAAUCGUUGUGGAUGGCGUAGUAGCGUCUUGCUAUGCUGUUAUCAAUAAUGCGAACAUUGCACAUCUUGUUUUUGCGCCUAUACGAGGCCUUUAUGACUUAUCUGCGCAUGCGCCGUGGCUAACGCAACUCUCCGACGUAGUGAACACCCCAGAUCCGAAGGGUGUUCACCGGUACGCAAAGGUUCUCUAUAAUUUUGCAUCACUCUUCCUCAGCAGGAGUGUUUUAUAUGUUCCCUGAUGUGUGUGUAGAUGUGAAAACUUAAUCUCAGACAAAGGUUUGUCGACGUAACCCUUGACUGCUGCGACGUCACAAUAUACCGCUAUGAGGUCACAAUACCGCCAUAUGAGGUCACAAUACCGCUAUGAGGUCACAAUACCGCCAUAUGACGUCACGCCAGAAUGCGACUUCUGACAAAAUAUUGAAAGCGGAGUCGUUUGAAAUAGUGCUUUUGACAGACAAGUCAUGUUGGUGUGCAUAUCAGUGCUUUGCUAAAUAUCGACCCAGAUUUGGAGGAAAACACACUCCCAUAUUUCAAACCCGAAGCCAGCUUGUACGCAUGUGAUUUUGAAGCUUAUAUUGACUUCAUGUGAAUGUCCUAUGAGAAUAACACAAAACUAAAAGUGACGUCAUUGUGACGUCACUGUGUGCUGACAUUUUUGACAUGACGUCAUCAGUGUUUUGAUGACACCUGUGUAUAUCUUUGGAUGAUGUUUUUUGAUCAAAUAUGUAUGUCAAUAGAUAAUAGCAGGACUGUAGCUGGACAAUGCAUUUUUCAUAUAUUAACAUUUUAUUUAUUUGAAAGCCAAAUUUUAUACAUCAUUUCCACUAUAUUCGGUGUAGAUACAUUGAGUAGUGUAUUUUUGUACAGACUGACAUAGAGCAUCAUGAUAAAACACGUUCUCACAAACUACAAUUACACUUAUGUACAGAAUGUCGUCAAUAUAUACCAUAUUUAAUUUCAUACAUCCAACUAUCUUAAGCCAUGAACUUUCUCUCACAUAAAACAUGUGUACCCAGACUAAUUCUUAAAAAAAGCAACAGAACAGGGAUGACAUUUUAUCCGUUAAACAUUUACUCAGUUCUUAUCUCUGGUAGGAUAUCAUAACAGAAACACCACGUUCGGUUUUGCAUUAAAUAUAUUACACUAAAUAUAUCCACAAAGUGAAAACAUCACCUAAAUAGACCACAGAAUAAAAUACACAAUAUGUUGUGUUUAGUAGUUGUUUAUUUUUUUUAAUUUAACAAAAGCAAAAUGCUCAAAGUUUCUAGCAGCAACAUUAUAUAAUAUAAAUUAUUUUGCCGUGACGUACACGUGUCGGAACCACUCUGGUCACUUCUCAUCGGCAUGUAUUUACGACCUGCUCAAGAUUAAAUAUCCUAGACGAGUCGGACGCAUGGCUUCCUUCACGCAUGUGGUCAUUUUGUGUCAGACAUUACAAUCUAAAUUUCGGAGACUUUGCCCUUUUAGCGUGUUUGAGAUAACGUUAUGAGUGAAGAAUUCUUGUUUUAACGACUUCAAUUAUUAAAAAUUAUUUUUAAAUGUUUAUUUAACGAAUAUUUGUUUGGAGGACCUUUUAGCAGAUUAAUCUCCGAAUCUUUUCAAUGUAAACCAAUAUAUUCAUGUACGCGGCUGUUUCCUUUCCAUUCUGCCUUAUCGAUCAGGUUGAGAUCGGCCGUACCGUGUACAUACUCACUAAAUGUAUUUUCUGAUAAUCAUUUCUGAGCAUUUGUCAAAAGCUAUACUACCAACAUAACCAAGACAGCAUUUAAUUUUUUGUUAUGGUUUACAAUCAGAAGGUUAUUACGCUUCAUCCGUAAUUUGAGGUAAAUUGUACUCUCGCCUCACCGAAUACAGUAUAGUGUAUUCUGCCUCGUGUAGCUAGAUGGGUUUUAGGAAAGCGUUUAGUUUAUACUUAGGUAUUAUUUUCAUGAAUAUAUUUGAGUAAGUAGAAGAGCUGAAAUACCAAAUUAACCGAUACAGCAUUUUGUGAUCUGUUUUUUUCCAAUCACUGUUGAUGUUUUGUUAAUGGAAAAGAAUUAACAACAAAUAUCAAAAUGCCCAGGUUUUGAAUGAAAUCCAGUUUGCUAUGUACACUAUUUACAAAACACUCCGAAGUGUGAGUGGUGUUCCUAUACAUACGUUCUUCCUGUGUGUAUGUCUUGUCUAUUAUUUAGCGGUAUUCGUUGGUAGUAACCAGCAAGUUAUCCCCCUUAACUCUGUAUAGAUGGCGCCUUGGUACAUAGAUUCCCUUUCCAAACGACGCACUUUCCAUUGAAAAUGUGGUAAUCGGUUGUGAUAGAUCGUCCAUUCCCACGAUAAUGUUCGAGAGUGAAUGUGUGUGGUAUACUGAGUUGUCUCCCUUACAUUAGAAAGCUUUCAAGACGUCCUGUUUGUAAUUUCGAUCUUGUUAUCAGUGACACAAAGUACCUGAUUCAUUUGGCGAAGGAAAAAAUGAUCGAUAAAUAAAAUACUUCUGAGAUGAUUUGUCAUUAAUCUUAUUGAAAACGUAUUUCAUAAAUAGAUUGUCUUGCUAGGGCAUGUCCACUCCAACCAAGGUCACGUUCCUAGCGAAAUAACGUCAAAAGACGUGCCAAGAUGGAGGCGAUCAGUUUCCCUAUAGAUUAAUCGAAGGAAAUGAUGUGCAGUUCCAGAUACUCUAUUCUCUGUUCAUCAACUGUGGUACUGGUCAUGUCUCCAGCUGUAAUGGGAUGCUGCGUCGUUCUUGCACUGUUCGCUGUACCAUAAGGGAUGUGAAAAUUAAGGAUGUGAGUAGAAACGUGAACAGGAUACAUAGUGCGUGCAAAAACUCAUCACAUGUUCAUACCAUGUAUGCUUUUUAUAAAAAAAAACACUUUUGUGUUUCAGUAGGCAUUGGAAAAACAACCCUUCACACAUUGAGCUUAUAUAGGCGACUACUUUAAGGGCAUUGUACUUAAGCAGUUAUUUAUUAUUUUUCUCUUUGAUUAUAACAAUACAUUUUUAGCUAAUGUUUUGGAGCGUAUUUAUUUUUUAUUGCUGUUUAAUUCUUUUAAACUAAAAAAAGAAGAAAAAAGCAAUAAGCAAAUAUUCUUCCGGUACUUCAACAUUUUGUCAUUCUGUGAAACCAAAACCAUGGCAUCGUGAAUUUUCUAUCGUGUCUUUCAGUGUAUCAAUGUGUUUGUUUUCUUUUGAGAAAAUAUGAAGUGAAUUAACAUGACACUAGCGUGUGCUACUUGUUGUUAGACAGUCCCAAAGGUGUUCUAAAGCUUUUGUCAUUCCCGAGUUUCCUACAGUCUACCCGUACAGACAGGCUGGUAUGUUGGUCAUGCCUGCUAUGCAUGGGCUAAAUUUGUCUCCAUUUUUGCCAGCUUUGUGUUUAAACUGUACAUUUUCUUUUUUUUCCAGUUUAUCAAUGUUUUUGACUAUCCCAGCAACAGGUUUUGCUCUCCGUGGAUUCUAUAAGUAAAAUAUUUAUUUCGUUAUUGUAUAUUAAUAAAUCACUUUUGAAGAAA